This is a messenger RNA of Ricinus communis (castor bean), 3073 nucleotides long. RefSeq names its product DNA ligase 1. NCBI's taxonomy places the organism in Eukaryota, Viridiplantae, Streptophyta, Magnoliopsida, Malpighiales, Euphorbiaceae. The transcript has 17 exons. Gene Ontology annotation, cellular component: mitochondrion; nucleus. The record is from RefSeq and is a predicted model, not a curated record. Bases 252 to 2642 code for a protein of 796 amino acids. Gene Ontology annotation, biological process: DNA biosynthetic process; DNA recombination; DNA repair. Gene Ontology annotation, molecular function: DNA ligase (ATP) activity; ATP binding; DNA binding.
CCAGUAUUUUUUUUUAAAAUACUGAAACUAUCAAACCUUUUUAAUUUUACAUUUUACUAAUGUGAGCUUUUCUAUUAAAAAAGAAGUUAUUAUCCAUAUUUUACAAGUUUGAUAAUAAAAAUUAAAUAAAUAAAAUAAAAAACACACUCCCGCCAUUUUCUUCUACUAGCGAGCAUCGGCAGCAGCGCUGUGGCAGUUUUUCUCAGCACUCUUGAAAGAAAACCCAGACAAUCCAAAGUCUUGUCAAUUUGAUGCUCACCCUUCGUUCGUGUAAUUGUUUGCGCUUCAUUUCCUUUCCUUAUCAUCAUCAUCAUCGUCAUCAUCACCAUUCCAAAUCUCUGUCUUCCUCGUUUCUCAUAUUCUGCAAUAAAUCCUCCUAUUUUCAUUCUACACUUCCUCUCUUUAUCAAAUCCAGUUUCAAAUCCACUAUGUCUACUCCUCGCUCCGCAUUCGACGUUCUCAUGAAAAAAUCCGCCGCAAAUAAAAAAUCCCAGUCUUCUUCUCCCAAGAAACGCAAAUCCCCUGAUUCCCAAAUUGCCCCCAAAACCCUAAUUAAUUCCACGCAAUCUUUACAACAACAGCCGCCCAAUACAAUUCAGCAUAAGGAGACCCCCCAAAAGCCCCAGGACUCUAGCUUAUCGCUCGGUGAAGAGAAAAAAGUUGAUACUGCCAAGAAACAGCGUUUGGCAAUUGCAGAAAUGAAGGGAAAGAUUAAAUCUUUGAUGAAAAAUCCUAAAGAUUUUGACCCAAAUGAAGUGGUUUAUUGGGAGAAAGGUGAAAAUGUCCCUUUUAUAUUUGUUUGUUCAGCUUUUGAAUAUUUGGAAGAUGAGAAAGAGAAGGGCAGGGGUAAUAUUACAAAUGUUGCUUGUAACAUGUUGAGGAGUGUUAUGAGUACCACUCCUGAUGAUUUGUUGGCUCUAGUUUAUCUUUUGGCCAAUCGGGUUGCGCCCGCUCAUGAGGGCGUUGAGUUGGGUAUUGGUGAAGCUAUGAUUAUUAAGGCACUUGCUGAGGCCUUUGGGAGGACCGAGAAACAAGUUAAGAAGGAAUAUGAGGGAACAGGAGAUUUAGGACGGGUUGCUCAAGCAAGUCGCUCAUCACAAUCUAUGAUGCGAAGGCCUGAGCCUUUAACAGUUUCAAAAGUUUUCAACACAUUUCAGCUGAUUGCAAAGGAUUCUGGGAAGGACAGUCAAGAUAAGAAAAAGAAUCGUAUCAAGGCACUUCUGGUUGCAGCCACCGACUGUGAACCUCAAUAUCUCAUUCGUCUACUUCAGGGAAAGUUGCGAAUCAAUUUGGCAGGACAGACACUUUUGGCUGCAUUGGGACAAGCUGCUGUGUUUUCUGAAAACCAUUGCACUGUGCCUUCAAAUAUUCAGUCUCCUUUAGAUGAGGCUGCAAAGAUUGUUAAACAAGUGUACUCUGUACUCCCUGUCUAUGAUAGAAUAGUCCCUGCUCUUCUAAAUGAUGGUGUAUGGAAUCUCCCCAAGACAUGUAGCUUUACACCUGGUGUCCCAGUUGGACCCAUGCUUGCAAAGCCAGCCAAAAGUGUUACUGAAAUAGUAGAAAAGUUCCAGGGUAAAUUCACCUGUGAAUACAAGUAUGAUGGUGAACGUGCCCAGAUACAUUUUCUGGAGAAUGGUUCAGUUGAGAUAUACAGUCGAAAUGCUGAGCGGAAUACUGGAAAAUAUCCUGAUGUUGUUGUUGCAAUUUCAAGAUCAAAGAAAUCCUCUGUGAAAUCUUUCGUUUUGGAUUGUGAAAUAGUUGCCUAUAAUCGUGGGGAAAAGAAAAUUCUGCCCUUUCAGAUCCUUAGCACCCGGCCCCGGAAAAAUGUGGUAAUGAGUGACAUCAAGGUCGAUGUUUGCAUAUAUGCCUUUGAUAUGUUGUACCUUAAUGGCAAACCACUUAUUGAAGAACAACUAGAAGAUCGUAGAAAGCUGCUUUAUGAUUCAUUUGAGGAAGACCCUGAACAUUUUCAGUUUGCAACAGCAAUAACAUCAAAUGAUCUCGAGGAAAUUCAAAAGUUCCUCGAUGCUGCUGUUGAUGCAAGUUGCGAGGGUUUAAUCAUCAAAACAUUGGACAAGGAUGCUACAUACGAGCCUUCGAAGAGGUCGAAUAACUGGGUAAAAUUGAAGAAAGAUUACAUAGAAAGUAUUGGCGACUCGCUGGAUCUUGUACCUAUUGCUGCUUACCAUGGUCGUGGAAAGCGUACAGGUGUCUAUGGUGCUUUUCUUCUUGCUUGUUACAACAGCAGUACUGAGGAGUUUGAGAGCAUAUGUAAAAUAGGCACUGGGUUUUCUGAACAAGUGCUUGAAGAACGUUCCAAUAGUCUGCGCGCUAAAGUAGUUCCUCAACCAAAGUCGUACUACAGGUAUGAAGAAAAAAUUAAACCAGAUGUGUGGUUUGAGCCCACUGAGGUAUGGGAGGUGAAAGCUGCAGAUUUAACUAUUAGUCCUGUUCAUCGUGCGGCAGUUGGUAUAGUGAAUUCUGAUAAGGGAAUUUCUCUGCGGUUUCCACGUCUAAUGCGUGUCCGGGAGGACAAGUCUCCCGAAGAAGCCACAUCAUCUGACCAGGUUGCAGAUAUGUAUAAUGCUCAGAAACAAAAUCAGCCUAAGGUUACUCAAGCUGACAGUGAUGAUGACCAGUAGUUGAAGACUUGAUGAUGGUGCAGUCAAUUCCCAGAUGAUUUUCCCUGUAAAGAUCAGCAGCUUUGUGGAUACUUGCGAGUAGAAAUCCCAUUGAACACUGAAAUCAGCCUUUGGACCUAAUAUUGAAAACAGGACUGCACGCGGCUUUGCCUGGUGAGGAUGGCACCAGACUGAAUUUUCUUCUUGAUUCCAAUUGUAUUUGUUAUGUAAAGGCUUUACACAGUCUGAAAAGUAAAGGGGCUUCAAAAUUAUUCUUUCAUCUGUAUUUGUUUCAGUGAGUUUUUCUAGAUGGUAGGGGUUAAAUCUCCUAACCUUUGGAUCAGGCCUGGAAAUCAUGUUAAAUCCCAAAUUAAUGUUGCUGUUACCAUAUUUAAACUUUGAACACAAUUGGCAACUGAAGUUCUCUAAUGGCUCAAGUCUUUGUAUGUGUA